GGGCCACGCACGGUCGCACCGUGCAGUCGCCACCCGGGAGCCGACCGCACCGUCGCCUCUCGUCUUCCUCAGCGCCCAGCAUCCCCGCCCUCGGUGCCCCGCCACUCCAGCUCGCCUUGCCUCUCCUCGGCGCCGCCACGAUCCCGGGCGAUGCCCCGCUACGAGUUGGCUUUGAUUCUGAAAGCCAUGCGGCGGCCGGAGACUGCUGCUGCUUUGAAACGUACAAUAGGAUCCCUGAUGGACCAAGGAGCCAUAGUGAGGAACUUGGAAAGCCUGGGUGAACGCACACUCCCUUAUAGGAUCUCCAGCCACAACCUGAAGCACAACAGAGGCGGGUAUUUCUUGGUGGAUUUUUAUGCCCCAUCAAGUACUGUGGAAAACAUAUUGGAACACUUGAUGCGAGACAUUGAUGUGAUUAGACCAAGUAUUGUGAAACACCCUCUGACCCAGGAAGUAAAAGAGUGUGCCGGCAUAGGCCCAGUCCCACUUGAAGAUAAACUAUAUUCAACAAGGAGAAGAAAGAAGUGAGAAGAUUCACCGGAUUCUGGGCUUGUGUUUAAUCUAAGU
Molecule: messenger RNA, 567 nt
Organism: Acomys russatus (golden spiny mouse)
Lineage: Eukaryota; Metazoa; Chordata; Mammalia; Rodentia; Muridae
Gene: Mrps6
Product: mitochondrial ribosomal protein S6
Exons: 3
Coding region: 151-528 (125 amino acids)
Biological process (GO): translation
Cellular component (GO): mitochondrial small ribosomal subunit; ribosome
Molecular function (GO): small ribosomal subunit rRNA binding; structural constituent of ribosome
Source: RefSeq, a predicted model, not a curated record